Molecule: messenger RNA, 1348 nt
Organism: Ziziphus jujuba (common jujube)
Lineage: Eukaryota; Viridiplantae; Streptophyta; Magnoliopsida; Rosales; Rhamnaceae
Product: gibberellin 20 oxidase 2
Exons: 3
Coding region: 89-1219 (376 amino acids)
Biological process (GO): response to light stimulus; flower development; unidimensional cell growth
Molecular function (GO): gibberellin 20-oxidase activity
Source: RefSeq, a predicted model, not a curated record
UCUUUCCAGUAGUUAUAACAUUAAUCUGAGUUUGUACCGGAGCGCAUAUAUAUAUAUAUAUAUAUAUCAGGUGCGUGCGUGUACAACGAUGGAUUCAAGAGCCACACUGAAUCUCCAAGAUCAGAAGGACGUAAGGAAUGUUCUGCAGAAUCCUAGCUUAGUACCAACAAGUUUCAUGUGGCCGAAAGAGGACCUGGUGAGUGGUGGUGAAGAGCUCAACGAGCCUCUGGUGGAUCUUGAUGGGGUUUUGAAGGCUAACGCCGAUGAAGCCGUGAAACAGCGUGCAAUCGAGCACAUUAGGUCAGCUUGCUUGAGCCAUGGAUUCUUCCAAGUCACCAACCAUGGCAUCGAACCCUCACUCAUCGACGAAGCUCAUCAACAUAUGCUUUCCUUCUUUAAGCUUCCGGUGGAUGAAAAGCUCAGGGCCAUGAAGAAGCCUGGUAGCACCUUUGGCUUCUCUGGUGCUCAUGUUGAGCGUUUUACUUCUAAGCUUCCCUGGAAAGAGACUCUCACUUUUGCAUAUCACCAAGAUUCCAAAGAUCCUGUGGUGGACUUCUUCAUUUCCACUCUAGGGAAAGAUUUUGAACACACAGGGAGGGUGUAUCAGAGGUACUGUGAAGCAAUGAAGCGCUUAUGCUUGGAUAUACUGGAACUACUGGCAAUUAGCUUGGGAGUUAGUGAUAGAAUGUACUAUAGAAGGUUUUUUGAAGAUGAUUUUUCAAUGAUGAGAUGUAACUAUUACCCUCCUUGUCAUGACCCAAGUCUUUCCCUUGGCACUGGUCCUCAUUGUGAUCCAACAUCCAUUACCAUACUUCAUCAAGAUCAAGUUACAGGUCUUGAAGUUUUCCUCAAGAACAAAUGGUACUCCAUUCCACCUAUUCAAGAUGCCUUCGUUGUUAAUCUUGGGGAUACCUUCAAGGCGCUAACAAAUGGAAUAUACAAGAGUUCGCUACAUAGGGCAGUGGUGAACAGGUACAAGGAGAGGAAAUCACUAACUUUCUUUAUGUGCCCCAGAGGAGACAAGGUGGUGAGACCCCCGCAAGAUCUUGUGUUGGCUGUAGGAACAAGAAAGUACCCGGAUUUUACUUGGUCUCAAUUCCUGGAUUUCACUCAAAAAAAUUACAGAGUUGAUGAAUUUACCCUCCAACAUUUCUCCAACUGGAUUUCAGCUUCCAAACCACUCAACAAAUUAGAUAUAUAUAAAAAAGAUGCCAUAUAAAUAUUACACACACACACACAUCUCCCUCUCUCUCUAUAUAUAUUAAUUUAAUUUGUGCUUUUGGGAUUUGAAUGAUUCCAUCUUGUUUUGUUUGCCUCUUUGAUCCAUGUUGUUUCAAUAAAUGUUGUU